Molecule: messenger RNA, 1527 nt
Organism: Alosa sapidissima (American shad)
Lineage: Eukaryota; Metazoa; Chordata; Actinopteri; Clupeiformes; Clupeidae
Product: carboxypeptidase N subunit 2
Exons: 2
Coding region: 203-1264 (353 amino acids)
Molecular function (GO): protein binding
Source: RefSeq, a predicted model, not a curated record
GCCUGGCCACAAUAGCGCCUCUCUGCAAGCCCCAAGGCCCUUCACCAGCGCUCCCCACCUGGUGCCGACGCCCCGCUGAUAGACAUUACCACCGGCUGAACUCAACACCACAGUCCGGCAGUACACCGCACACAGGGAUCAUCAUCAUUCAGCUUCCUGCUACUCCCAACUCCUCAACAAGUGUCAGCCUCUGAGAGCCAGUAUGCGACUCCUGUGGGUUCUCCCACUGUUGGUGGAGGCCCAUAACAAGUCAUUUCUGCACCACUGCGCCAUCGGCUGCGACUGCCAGGAAGAGCUCAAGCAGGCCAACUGCGCCCGGGGCAUCCUCCGACACCUGCCUAGCCCGUUGCCCCCUCUCACUGAGCACCUGGACCUCUCCCAGAACCAGCUGAGCCACAUCCCCUGGCGGGCCUUCCAGACCACGCGGCGCCUCAAGACGCUGCUCCUGAACGACAACAACAUCAGCAGCGUGGCCGACGGCGCCUUCUCGCCGCUCGAGAGCCUGCUGAGGCUGGACCUGAGCCGCAACCGCAUCACCGCGCUGAGCACCGGCUUCACGCUGGGCAUGGGGUCCUUGCGCGAGCUGCUCCUGGCCGAGAACCGGCUGACCACCCUCUUCAGCCACAGCUUCCAGCACCUGGACGGCCUGCUGCGCCUCAACCUGAGCCACAACGCCAUCGUCCUGGUGCAGGUGCGUGCAUUCGGCUGCAUGAGCACGCUGCGGCAGCUGGACCUUGGGGGCAACCGACUCCAGGCGCUCGGCAGCGGCGUCUUCACCAUGCUCAAGUCCCUGGAGGUGCUGCGCCUCCAAGGCAACAACAUCAGCCAAAUCGACAUCGGCGUGUUCACGCCCCUAACCAGUCUGGCAUUACUUAACCUGGCCUGUAACCAGCUAAGGCGCAUCCACUACAAGACCUUCCUGAGCUUGCACACCUACAGCACGCACAUCCUGCUGGAGGACAACCCCUGGCACUGCGACUGCGACCUUCAGAGAGUGUUCCGGAAGCUGGGCAGCGUCCGCCGGCUCUUCCUGGACGACUACUCCAACCUGAGUUGCGCUGAGCCCCCCGAGCUACACGGAUACCGGCUGAUGGAGGUCGACACCGAGCUCUGUAUCGCUGAGACUGUCACGGUCCUCAUCAUCACUGUUACCGUGGUGAUCACCGUGGUGGCAGCUAUCGUCAUGGCAGAGAGGAAGAGGAAGAGCCGGAAAAAGGAGAAACACUGGACGGAUGGGGCUAGCGAGAUGUCCUAUGACUCUUAGACCAACAUGGACCCUUUCAAACAGCAGCACUCCUGUCUGCCCAGUGAUCCCAAACAACUAACAUAAACACUGCCAUAGCCUUCAGUUUGUACUCUGUACAAAGAUUAAAGUAGCCUCCAUGUUCUAAGACUCUGAACUACUGAGACCAAAAUUGACAAAAAUGUCUUCAAUGUACCUUUUUUCCUGUAUGCUUUUUGCAUUAUGGGAACUGCAUAAUGGGCAGAGGCGGACAGAGUACACAGCUUCAUUACUUGAGUAAAAGU